Molecule: messenger RNA, 4122 nt
Organism: Cynoglossus semilaevis (tongue sole)
Lineage: Eukaryota; Metazoa; Chordata; Actinopteri; Pleuronectiformes; Cynoglossidae
Product: GTPase IMAP family member 8
Exons: 5
Coding region: 1284-4091 (935 amino acids)
Molecular function (GO): GTP binding
Source: RefSeq, a predicted model, not a curated record
AUAGCUCAGGGUUAGUUAAAGUACCUAAUUGUUAGCAAUACCUGGAGCCACAAAAAAGGAAAAAGAAAUCAGAUAUUUUGUGUCAUUACAAUCACUUAAAAAACUAAUUUAAUACUAAUUAAUAAGAAAAUAUAAAGGAAUUACAUUACAAGUAACUAAGUCUGAAAGUAAAAAAUCAAAUGGUCACACACAACAGAGACAAAGACAAUGGUAAAUGUGAGUAAACAUUACUUUUCCUGACUGCAGGAAAUUGCUAAGAUUUCCUAAAAAUAAAUAUGUUGUGCAAAUGAUCACUGUCAAUUUAUCUUACUCAGACAUUGGAGGGUAAAGACAUUGGUCAAGUCAGAGUUGAGAGAAAAAUCUGUCAUAAUUUGUCCCAGAGCUGGAUUUACUGGAAGUAAGUUCUAAUUGUGCAACUAAUUUGAGAAAUUAAAAUAACAAUUAAAUAGGUUUCUAACAUCAAAUCUGUGUAAUGUGAGCAGUUUUCCUUCAAAUGUUAUUAAGCAAAAAGAGUACGUAACUGGUAACACCUGCUUGUUUCCAUGAAGGUGGCGGCAGUGGGGCUGCUCUUAUCAGCAACACAACAUCCAGACUAGUUGUGUAAUGGGUUCAUUUGACAAUGACGUUUUUUCUUUUCUUAUCCAGUCAUAAGAAUGUUUCAUAAAAGUAAAUCAGGCUGGGUUUUACACAUGUUUGAAGUGACUAACACCUCAAUAAAAACAGUAUCAUAACAUGAAUUAAACUGAAGGCCUUUGGGCCGGAUCUGGUCAAUCAUGUCAUUUUGAAUUGACCAGAGCUUCACACUUGUAUUAUUGUCUUAAGGUCUGUCCUAAUGUGUAUUGGAUACAAAUAUUUCAUUUCUGGUUAAAUCAUUGUCAGCACUAGACUUUUAUAUAAAUGGUAAACCUGUUUUGCUCAAAACAGUCCAAAAAUAAACUUAACUUAGACCUCCUUUUUUGACUCUGAUAUUCUGAUACUCUGAGGCAUAAAUAUUGAUAUUUAUGCCUCCUUUGUGUGGGGUAAAUGAUAAAUGCAGUGAAAGAUUCAUGUUCCUGUUUAGGAUGGACUAUUGACCCGCUGCUGUGAGGAGUGGUUCUACGUGUGUGUCUGUGUGUGUGUUUACUCAUUAGAGACAACCUUCAGACUCAUAAAAGAACAUAAAACACAAAGGAUCUGCUACAACUCUUCCAGCAGCUGGAGGCUGAAGAACAAUGCAAGACAGAUGCAACGUUAAUUCGCCAUGUUUUGAAAUGUGCUGACUUAUAAGAAACAGCUCGUGGGAGAUGGCAACCAGUGAGACGUCAGAAGCUGACAGCUGGUGUAAUUCACAUUUAAAAAUCAUCCUUCUGGGUGGAAGAAACUCUGGAAAGAGCUCUGUGGGAAAUCUACUUCUUGGUAAAGAUGAGUUUCUCACCAAAGAAAGGACCAUCUGCUCCCGGAGGGUGGGCAUGGUGGCAGGACAGUGGCUGACCGUGGUGGACACCCCUGGCUGGUGGUGCGACUUCAGCACUCAGGACACAUGUGAGCUGGUGAAGAGAGAGCUUGUAAACAGCGUCUCACUUUGCUCACCGGGGCCACACGUAUUCCUUAUCAUCGUCAAGCUGAGCUCGGCCUUCUCAGAGAGGCGUCGGCGGGCCGUGGAGGAGCAUGUGGCUCUGCUGGGUGACGGCGUGUGGAGUCACAGCAUACUGGUCCUCACUGGUACUGACAGGUUCAAACACUCUGAAGAGGAGCAGGUGCUAAUAGCAGGAAAGGCUCUUCACUGGCUCAGAGAGAGGUGCAACCACAGGACUCACAGGUUCAACCUGAGUGUUGGCACUGAUGUUAGCAAACUGCUGGAGAAAAUACAGAGAAUUGUCAGAGAAAACGGACACGGAGUGUUUGAAGUGCAAGGGAACAUUUUACAGGAAGCUGCAGAGGAGACGAGAAGAGUGGAAGAGAGAGCCCAGCAGAGGUUGAUGAGAGUUAGAAGACACAGAUGUUUGAUGCAAGAAAGGGUGAGAGCUGUUUCUGACAUCAGGCUCAUGCUGUUGGGAGCAAAGGGUUCUGGAAAGACUUCAGUGAUGAACACAAUCCUAAGCAGAGAGACCCAACCAACCAAGAAAACGAUUCAGUGUGUCACUGGAAAGGCAAUGGUGUUUGGGCGAGACGUGACUGUAGUAGACACACCAGGUUGGUGGAUGAACUACUUCUGUGAGGAGAGCUCCAUCUUUGACCAGAGGGAGAUGGUGCUCAGUUUGUCUCUCUGUCCUCCUGGGCCUCACGUCUUCCUACUUGUGAUCCGUGCGGACAGAGCCUUCACUGAGACCUACAGGAGAGCAGCCCAGGAUCACCUGGAGCUGAUCAGUGAACACAUCUGGAGCCGCGUCAUCCUGGUGUUCAGCGUUGGCGACUGGCUGGAGGGCACAUCACUCGAACAGUACAUCGAGAGCGAGGGGGAACCCCUGCAGUGGCUCGUGGAAAGAUGUGGCAACAGGUACCACGUUCUGAACUGCAGAGCUAGAGGAGACGGAUUUCAAGUCAGAGAGCUGAUCAGGAAGAUUGAAUUACUGUUCACUGGAGGCAGCGGUUACCAGUAUUAUGAAAUCGAGAGGAGCGUCGUAGAACAGCUGGAUAUGAAGAUGAGAGAGGAGAGUGAAGGAGCCAAGGAGAGAUUAAGGAUGAAGGAAAAACAAAGACAGAUGGCAAAGUCUCAGCUGGAGAAACUCGGCCCUCUCCAAGAAUUAAGGCUGGUGCUCAUUGGUGGCAGAAAAACUGGCAAAAGCUCAUGUGGAAACACCAUCCUGGGCAGAGAGUGCUUUAACACAGAUACACACACCGCCUCCUGUGCUGUAAUACAACACAAAAUUAAAGACAAAGUGGUCACAGUUGUGGACACACCAGGGGGCUCCUCUGUGUCCCCUAACCUCGUCACGGAGCCACCGACAUGUGCUGUUCUUCUAGUUGUUAAUUUGAGCUCCUCUUUCAAAAAUACCCAAAAAGAGGAGUUGGAGGAACAGCUAGAGGAGGGAGGAGGCCACCUGUGGCACAAAGCUGUCGUCCUGUUCAGCUACGGAGACUGGCUGGGAGACACCAGCAUCGAGCAGCGCAUUGAGAGUGAGGGAGAACCGCUGCAGAGGCUGGUGGAGAAGUGUGGGAACAGAUACCAGGUUCUCGAUAACAGAAACACAGAAAAUGGAGAUCAGGUGGACGAUCUGAUCCAGCUGAUCGAGGAGAUGACGACAGAUGAAAGGGUCGAAGCUCUUCACAGAACUGAUCACAUGUGGAGCAGUGUUCCAGCAACACAUGAGCAGGAAGAAGACGCCGUGACACAGUUCAAACAGGAUUUCAACACAUCAUGUGAUUUGCCUGAUUUGGACUUUUCAACACAAGCCAUUCAAAAGUGCUUAGAUGCAACAGGUGCAGCAUGUCAGUUAGUACCAUUACCUGCCAGCAGGAUGAGAGCACAGAACGGAGUCACCGUCCUGGACAGAGACACGUUCAUGUCCAUCAUGGCCUCUGUGCUCUUUGAAAAAAAGAGUCUGAGGUCUGCAGCUACAGGACAUGAGAGAACCACAGUGAAUUUGCCCGUGUACGUCCCCGCUGAGCUCUUUAACAACAACCUCAGGUUGAAUGGUGAAGGUCAAGUGAGUCUGUAUUCGGCCUCACAUCAACCACCGCUUGUUGUUCUACCACAGUCACAAAACAUAGUGGUAGUAGAUGAAAGUGCCGCUAACGUUCGCCAACUUUGCCACCCCGUCCUGAUAGAGCGGACCCUCAGGAGGCUGACGGAGUCUGGGGGGCUGCAGCAGCUCAUUGAGCAGUGGGGUGACAGCAGCUUGGAGGAACUGGAGGCCUUCAUAGAUGCUUACUUUGAAAUGGUGUGGGAACAAACCAUGGGUUCUUGUCAGCUGACUGAGCCUAAGUCUCCCACCACGGAGCAGGACACUGAGGUCACGGAGGCCGGCCAGGAUGUGGAAGUGCUCUCAUCCAUAGACAGGAAACUCUCAAAGCUAGAGCUGCUUGAGGAAAUUCGGAACGAUCUGUUUAAGAUGAAGGAGAGUCUGGAGCAGAGCUGCAAGGCCAUCCAGGAACUCACUCACAAGAGUUAACAAGAAUCUGACAGUUUCUGUUUAUAUGAAG